Westerdykella ornata is the source of this 1158-nucleotide messenger RNA. RefSeq lists its product as uncharacterized. The record is from RefSeq and is a predicted model, not a curated record. Gene Ontology annotation, cellular component: membrane. Bases 1 to 1158 code for a protein of 385 amino acids. The transcript is spliced from 4 exons. Lineage: Eukaryota; Fungi; Ascomycota; Dothideomycetes; Pleosporales; Sporormiaceae. Gene Ontology annotation, molecular function: metal ion transmembrane transporter activity. Gene Ontology annotation, biological process: metal ion transport; transmembrane transport.
AUGCGCUUCCUUACGAUCAACGCAAGGGGGAUGAAGGAGGCGACGGAUUAUAGUUCGCUCUUGCGGUUGGACAGAGUGAGAGGCGAGCUUCCUAUCCCGGGGACUGGAGGUACGAUGGACAUUUCGGAGGCGCGUUUGUCGACGGCGCUCAUUACAACAACCCACAUGGACUUGGCCAUCUUUAAGCUGAUUAAUCUCACGGAUAGCGUUCGCGGUACGAGCUGGAGCACAAAACAAGAUGCUCUGAACUGGAAAGCAGCAAAGAUCCGGCCUUUACGACGAGGCACAGGCAUGGCGGCUUUUGCGUUUCGUAUCCAUUGCUCGUGUGGCACCUGGGCUACCGAGUGGAGCGAGUUCCUGGAUGGAAUCGACAACGCUUCUAGAUUUGACCUCACGGACAUUCUCUCUCACGGAGAACGACUUACCAUGAUGUUUGACGAUGCUGGUUCAGGGUUUGCCCUGUCGGAGUUUUAUUUUACGGUGCUGCAGUUGCUUCGUGUUGCCCACGACUGGAUUCAAGAAAGCGUAGAGGAGCUGAAGAAUCUUGCGGGGGAGUUUGAAUGGCAAUAUGGGCCCGAUGGUUACCUACAUGACCAUGACCAGGAGGCAGCUGAAGUCUCGCGGCGGAACUGGGAAAGCGUCAUGUCGCAUCAGCAAAGUCUUGCCAAUGGACUGCUCAGUCGCAUCGCCAAGAAGCGAGAAGAGAUGAGCAGUCUACGAGACGGGCUUUUCAAUGCGACGUCCGUUCGGGAAGCGACCAAGUCAUCCCAACUGAACCACUAUAUCCUCGUCUUCACCGUCGUCACCAUCUUCUACCUACCGCUAAGUUUCGUCGCAGCACUGUUUGCGUUGGACCUGUUCAAGUGGGAUGCUCCCGGUCAAAAAGGAUCCUUCGCCGCGGCCAUUGUUGCAGUAGCUGGUGGUACGUACGUUUGUUCCGGACUGUUGAUCUGGACGGUCCGGAGACCCGAACGGCGAAGGACGUUUACGAGGGUCUGGAUCCGUCUGUGGGAAGGUUGUAGGAGGCGUCUCGGCUGGUUGCGCCGCGAACGUCCGGUGGUGGAGGACUUGCAAAGAGUCGAUAGCUUGGAUGGCAUACCCGGCCGAAGGGGAUUGGAGAACUCGACCGGUGUUCGGUUCGCAUGGGACCUAGGGUAG